AAGCAGGGUUUUUGACGGCCAAACGCCGGUCUUCUUCUUCUUCAUUCUUUCUCCAUCCUUCGAUUUUCUCAUUUCAAUUACAGCAUACAUUAUUAAUUUUUCCUCCUUUUAAUUCUGGGUUUAAAUUUUAUGCACAACUUCUGUUUGAUCUUACGAAAAAAACAAAAAAAAUGUGGAGAAAGGCCUCAAAAUUGGAGAUUUUGAGGAAGAUCAAAAGCUCAGGUGAGCUAAAACCUUACUCAAAUGUCACGAGAUGGAAUGAAUCAUCACGAGAUUGUACCAAAAGCAAGCAAUUUUUAGGGCAAAACAGUGUUAAUCCCAGGUUUCAAUUGAUCGGUAUUGGGCGAAAAGGGGAUAAAUUGUGUAGAAAGAGUGAAACUGGUGGUUCUAAUUCCAUGUUCUCAGCAAACCCUUUUGGUAUUUCUGGGUUCUACACCCAACCCAUGUGUUGUUCUUACGCAACCGCGGCGGCGGAAGAGACCGUGACAGCUUCGUCUGAAGAAGACGACGAAGUCCGCGAAUUGGUGGAAGAAAUUAAAAAACCACAGGGAGUGAAGCUGCCGCCGCCGCCGCAGCCGACACCGCAAAAGGCGGCGAGUAAUGUGAUUGCCGGAAUGAGCGCAGGGAGAUACAAGGCACUUAGAAAACGGCAAGUGAAGGGGGAGACUGAAGCUUGGAUAGAGGCUGCGAGAGAGUAUCAGGAGUUGUUAUCUGAUAUGUGUGAACAGAAGCUUGCCCCUAAUUUGCCAUACAUGAAGUCUUUGUUUCUGGGUUGGUUUGAGCCUUUUAGGGAUGCAAUUAAGAAAGAGCAGGAAAUGUCAAAGGUGGGGAAGAACAGGCCGAUUUAUGGUCCUUGUCUCGAUGAAUUGCCGGCGGAUAUGAUGGCGGUUAUCACUAUGCAUAAGUUGACUGCUCUGUUGAUGAAUGGUACUACUACUGUGAUCCAAGCUGCGUCCCAAGUUGGUGAAGCUAUUGAACAAGAGGCUAAAAUUCGAAGAUUCUUGGAAAAAUCAAAGAAAAAACCUGCAACUAAGAACAUGGAUGAGGAUGAUGCAGCAAAAGUACAACAGAGGCUUGCGAAGAAGGUGACUUCUUUGAUGAAGAAGCAAAAAGUUCAGCAGGUUCGAGAAAUAGUGAGGGGGCAAGAUGAUGCAAAACCUUGGGGCCAGGACAACCAAGUAAAGGUUGGCUGCAAAUUAAUUCAACUACUGAUGGAAACUGCAUAUAUACAACCUCCAGUAAAUCAAUUAGCAGAUGGUCCACCGGACAUUCGCCCUGCAUUUAUCCACACUCAACAAACUAUUUGUAAAGAUGCACAAAAAGGAAUCCGCAGGAGAUAUGGAGUAAUACAAUGUGAUCCUUUGGUCCGCAAGGGUUUGGAAAAAUCUGCUAGGCACAUGGUGAUUCCUUAUAUGCCAAUGUUGGUUCCUCCGUUGAACUGGACUGGGUACGACAAAGGAGCAUACUUGUUUCUUCCAUCUUAUAUUAUGCGAACUCAUGGGGUUAAACAGCAAAGAGAAGCGAUUAAAAGGGUUGCAAAGAACAAUUUAAAUACCGUUUAUGAGGCUCUUGAUACACUUGGUAGCACUAAAUGGAGGGUAAAUACAAAGGUGCUUAGUGUCAUAGACAGAAUAUGGGCAAGCGGUGGGUGCAUUGCCGACUUAGUUGACCGCGAAGAUAUUCCAAUACCAGAAGAACCAGAUACAGAUGAUCCAGCGGAAAUUAAGAAAUGGAGGUGGACAGUUAGAGGUAUCAAGAAAGAAAAUGCAGAAAGGCACUCUCAACGGUGUGAUACAGAACUCAAGUUAGCUGUGGCCAGAAAGAUGAAGGAUGAGAAGUGGUUUUACUAUCCACACAAUCUGGAUUUCCGAGGCCGUGCAUACCCCAUGCACCCUCAUUUGAAUCAUCUUGGUAAUGAUGUAUGUCGGGGAAUCUUAGAGUUUGCAGAGGGACGCCCACUUCGAGAGUCCGGACUUUGCUGGCUCAAAAUUCAUCUGGCAAAUUUAUAUGCUGGUGGUGUUGAUAAAUUGUCCCAUGAGAGUCGCAUAGCAUUUACGGAGAGUCGUCUAGAUGAUAUUUUCGAUUCAGCGGAUAGGCCUUUGGAAGGUAGACGCUGGUGGUUGACUGCCGAAGAUCCUUUCCAGUGCCUGGCAGCAUGUAUAAAUCUUACUGAGGCAUUAAGAAGCUCAUCCCCAGAAGACUAUCUGUCACAUAUUCCCGUCCAUCAGGAUGGUUCAUGUAAUGGUUUACAACAUUAUGCUGCCAUCGGAAGAGACAAGAUUGGAGCAGAGGCCGUGAAUCUUGUUGCAGGGGAUAAACCAGCUGAUGUUUACUCUGGCAUUGCUGCCCGGGUUUCUGAAAUUAUGCGUAGCGAUGCUGAGAAAGAUCCUUCAACUGAACCUAAUGCACUCCACGCAAAGCUUCUGUUGAAUCAGGUGGAUAGGAAGCUGGUCAAGCAGACUGUAAUGACUUCGGUGUAUGGUGUCACUUACAUUGGCGCUCGAGAUCAAAUUAAGAAGAGACUGAAAGAACGUGAAAUCAUUAUAGAUGAAAAUGAGAUGUUUUCUGCAGCGUGCUAUGCUGCCAAAAUCACCAUGACUGCACUUGAAGAAAUGUUUGAAGCAGCACGUCGCAUAAUGGGUUGGCUCGGUGACUGCGCAAAGAUCAUAGCAUCCGAAAACCAGCCCGUGCGAUGGACAACACCUCUUGGACUCCCUGUUGUUCAACCUUAUCGCAAUUAUGGAAGACGCCUUAUCAAGACUUCUCUUCAGGUUUUAACCCUUCGUUGUGAUACAGAUAAGAUCAUGGUUAAGCGCCAGAGAACAGCAUUUCCUCCAAAUUUUGUCCACUCUCUUGAUGGUUCCCACAUGAUGAUGACUGCCGUUGCCUGCAAACAAGCUGGCAUGUACUUUGCAGGUGUUCAUGAUUCAUAUUGGACACAUGCAUGUGAUGUUGACGAAAUGAACCGGAUAUUAAGGGUGAAGUUUGUUGAGCUCUAUGAACAACCAAUACUUGAGAAUUUGUUGGAAAGCUUUCAAGAAUCAUUCCCGACAUUACAAUUUCCUCCUCUCCCUGAACGUGGAGAUUUUGACUUACGAGAUGUUCUGCAGUCUACCUAUUUCUUCAAUUAGUUUGACUGCAUUAUUAGUAUAUAGCCUUCACUUAAUCAUACACAAAAGAAGAAGAUGAUCCAAUAAGAUAAUUUCUCGGUAUCCAUGGUUCAUUAGCAUGUGAGAAAAGCAUUGGAUUCCUACCCCUCCCGAAAGUGGAGAUGGCAAACAGGAAAAAUUUCUGUGUGGACCAUCUGCCUGCACAUUUUAUGAUGAUGCAAAUACAUAGCCAUUUGCCUGCACAUUGGAUCAGAGUUCCCUCCGUGUUUUAUUGGUUGGGAUACCUGCCUUUAUGAACUUGAACCCUCGAAGAAGAAGAGAAAUAGAGAGAAAUUUGUGAACUUGAACCCUCGAAGAAAAAGAAGAGAAAUAGAGAGAAAUUUAUGAACUUGAAUCCUCGAAGAAUUGAAAUAGAGAGAGAAGUUUGUGAAGGAAACAGGAUCGAAUCCUCUAUGGCAGUUGCAGUAAGCAGAUUCUACAGCAGCUGUACAUGAUGGUGAUGCAGAAGCAGCAACAAGAUGGUGAGGGGGCAUUUUUGUAAUUGAUUAGUGAUUACUUAUUUUUCGGACAGUAAAAACAGAACAAAGUGCGAGCAUAUCCAUUGAUAUGGAGUGUUAUCUGCAUAGAUUCAUAUACGCGUUACUGUUAUUAAUGUAUACGUGUGUUCUUUUCUCUUCUUUGAGCACUUAUGAAUUGUGUAGAAUGAAGUUGUAGGAACACAUUUUUUGACACAGAAGUGUCCUGUUAUAAGAAUGUGAAGUUUGUCUUGUCUGAA
Messenger RNA from Spinacia oleracea (spinach), 3885 nucleotides. RefSeq names its product DNA-directed RNA polymerase 1B, mitochondrial-like. Gene Ontology annotation, molecular function: DNA binding; DNA-directed RNA polymerase activity. Gene Ontology annotation, biological process: mitochondrial transcription. NCBI's taxonomy places the organism in Eukaryota, Viridiplantae, Streptophyta, Magnoliopsida, Caryophyllales, Amaranthaceae. The transcript has 19 exons. Bases 171 to 3131 code for a protein of 986 amino acids. The record is from RefSeq and is a predicted model, not a curated record. Gene Ontology annotation, cellular component: mitochondrial DNA-directed RNA polymerase complex.